Messenger RNA from Cyphomyrmex costatus, 2676 nucleotides. RefSeq lists its product as uncharacterized. The record is from RefSeq and is a predicted model, not a curated record. Bases 268 to 771 code for a protein of 167 amino acids. NCBI's taxonomy places the organism in Eukaryota, Metazoa, Arthropoda, Insecta, Hymenoptera, Formicidae. The transcript has 3 exons. Gene Ontology annotation, biological process: positive regulation of voltage-gated potassium channel activity; sleep; regulation of synaptic transmission, cholinergic.
UGCAGGCGAACGCGGCGCGCGAACGGAUCACCGUUCCUGAAGAGAACUGAGAGUCUCCCGCGCUCUCAUCCCGAUACCGGGAAGCGACGACGACGACGGCAAUAACGACUGCUAUUACGACGACGACGACGACGAGGACGAGAGGCGAACGCGUACAUUCACGCUCUAUCCGAUCUUUUCCCCGACGACGACGACGGCGACGACGACGACGGGAGCAACCUCCAUGCGACCGCGGCACGAUUAGACCCACAUGGUCCGGCGAUCGCGAUGACCAUGAUCGCGAGCCAAGCCGCGCCGAUCAUCGGCCUCGUCUUCGUCGUCCUGGCGACCACUUUCGAUCGCGGUGAAGCGAUAAUAUGUUACCAAUGCAACAGCGAGUACGACCCCAGAUGUGGCGACCCAUUAGAUUCGUACACUUUGGGGACUGUAAACUGCAGCUUUCAACCUCGUCUGGAGCACCUCAGUCACUUGGAGCCUACCCUUUGCCGAAAAAUCAGUCAAAAAGUAUACGGCAAGGAGAGGGUCGUCCGCAGUUGCGGCUACAUCACGGACGCCGAGAAGGACAACGGCGAGUGCCUUAUGAGGAGCGGCACCCACGAUGUGCGCGCUGUAUACUGCUCGUGCACCGGUGAUCUGUGCAACUCCGUCGAGAGUCUCCGCACGCCGUCCCUACUGCCACUGGCGUCCCUUCUGACUGCCGUAUUGGCGACACCGAGUCUGCUUCUAUCGUGCCCGAUCGUGCCGUCUCGUAUCUCCUUCUCAGCAGCCUAAUUCUGCCUAGUUGUUCUCCAAGUCGCACCCUGAGAAUCUGAGAUUCCAUCCCUGGCCCGUCGUCGCGCCGCAUGGACCGUUCGUAUACCUUGGAUUCAUUCCUCAUUCCGUUACAUUGAUCGAUCAAACGCCAGUCGAUCGAUAUUGUCUCAAUUUCCUUAUAUAACAGCUAUAAUUUCCCCAAUCGUAAGAAGAUUGCGAGAAGAUUAUGAAAAAAUCUUCUUCUUUAUUUGAUGAAUUACCCAAUCCCCAUCAGAUGAAGAUUCGAUACAGCUAAAAUACUUAAAAUUUGGAUUGAUAAUUUUGGAAUAAUUAAAGAUACUUCGAGUAAAAGCGAUUAAGUAGCCUUAGAUGCAACGUAGUGAUGUUAAAAUGAGUUAGAGUAAUAAGCAUGAUGGAUAAGUAUGAAAUAAAAUGGACUGUGAGAGAGAGAAAGAAUGGCUGUAUCGUUCGCUGAGGCGAAAAGUCGCUGUUCUGACUUUCAGCCUAUCAGCAAUUAUACCAGCUUUUCGGCCUAAUUAAAAUAUAGCGUCAGACAAUUGAGGCACGUCAAUCUUCACGCCGCCAACGAAAGGAACUUCGCACUCAAGCAAAAAAAUUUUUCCUUCACUUGUUCCGAAGCAGCUGGCUACUUGAAUUAUACAACGAAUCCGAUGCUGUACUUUCAGGAAUUGAGAUCGGCUUCUCAACGCGAGUUUCGGAAAUCCCGAAUUCUCGCGCACACGCAUUCACGAGGGCCUUUUUGAUAAACUCUGAAGCUCUGAAGCUCUGAAGAACUAAGGACGACAUUCUGCUAACUUCUCGUAGAUAACUUCAAAUUUUCAUCGCUAAUAAAGAGAUUUUAGAUUUUAACCGACUUCAUGGAUGGUGUCUUCGGGGCUGCGAACGGUCCGUAACGUAGCCAGAUUAAUUAACGUAGCGUAACGGUGAUAACUGCCAGAUGCGCGAGGGCGACACACACUUCAGUAGUAUACAUAUCUCUGCGAAGAAAAAAACAAGAGAAAACACAAAAAAGAUAUCACGGCCUUUGCGUAAAAGAAAAAAAAAAAAGAAUUAAUCACCUCUCGUAUUGCGCUGAUAUCGCGCUUAUCGCGCGAUUCUUAUUCGGAUUCCAUCGGCUGUGUCGACUCGGCUGUUUAGAUAGAGAAUUUUCGGAUAUUUUUUGCAUAGACAGAUUAAGAGGAAUCGAAUAAGAAAUCCCUUCUACGAUUUGUAUCAUUUAAAUUUCCCAAAUUAUUCUUAAUGCAGGUAUUUAAAAAUCACGUAUCACAGUUUUUUUCCGACAACCUUACGCGGUUUUUUAAAUCUCCGAAGAUUCGUGGUUAAAUAUAGAUGAAAAAAUAUAUAGAAGAUGAAAAGAAAUGAGUUUUUUUUUUUUCAGAACGCAUUCUUAUCGAUUCCUAUCAAUUUGUCUACUUUUGUACAGAAACGAUUACCGAAUUUUAAACGUGCGACAAGUGCAAUAUCGAGACAAAAAGAGCGUAGCAGGAGAGGUGAAUAUCUUAUGAAAAUUUACGAUUAGUGUAACAAUAAAGAGUAAAACACACGGUAACAAAGUAGCGGCAUCGCGAUAACACAUUUCGCACCUCGCCUGCUACCGCUGAACACAUUCGCGUGUCUGUGCAUGAGUGUGCCUGCCUGUAUAUGCGUGUGUACGCAUUAAUUACGAUGUACGUAUAUGCACGCGAAGUAAAAAAAAAGUAUAUAAAAAUAUAUUUUGUCGUUGAAAUAAAUAAGCCAACAUGGAAUUGCACGCGAGAUUGACAGGCAUGCUUAUUUUUAGAAGUGCAAUGACACGUAGCGUUUGCGAAAUGAAACGGGAUAUAAUACGGGACGCGUCCGCGUCGCAUCCGUUCAGCCUACCUCAGCUAUCAUCACGUAUCAUAAUUUAAUCGUGACAUAAUU